AUUAUGAUAACGGUGUUCGACGCAUCGCAAACCGUCCAACCUUACACACCCAUGAGCAGGGCCCCAUGGCCCACACCGAAGAAUCUCGAGACCCUGAUGACCGUCCUCUGACGGCAAGAUAAGACAUUUUCAGAAUCUGUGACGAUCCUCUCUCAGUUUUCUAUUUUCUUUCUACGAUAGACUAUAUUAUACCCUUCUUAUGACAAGCAGCAAUUCCAUUUUUCUUUCUUUCUCAUGUCAAGUACCAUGUAAUGUAUAUUUUGGAUAUUGUCACGUUGUCACUCUUUCAGACAUAGAUCUAUCGUCUUCCUCCCCCUUUCUACUUCUGCUUCCACUUUUCUUUAUUUUCUCUUGUGGUCUUCCAUUCUCUAACUCUUGUAAAUAUGCACUGUACUCACUCUAUCCUAGCGAACUGUAUACUAGUCAUAUAAUGUAUUACAUCGAAGCCCCAAGUUCUUGCAAGAUCUGUAGAAUCUUCAUUUCUUCAGCAUAGCUCCUAAGUUGGCGGCUGGUCUAACCCUCGUAAUCCAAUACACCAUUUGUUCAAUGAUUGAUUAUGUAUGGGGGAUAUAUCCAUCUACUAC
Molecule: messenger RNA, 584 nt
Organism: Aspergillus pseudonomiae
Lineage: Eukaryota; Fungi; Ascomycota; Eurotiomycetes; Eurotiales; Aspergillaceae
Exons: 1
Coding region: 200-493 (97 amino acids)
Source: RefSeq, a predicted model, not a curated record